UUAAUCAUUUCCGAUAAGCCGCUACCCCCUUUCUCUCUUUCCCAUUUCGACAAAACCUCAAAAACUCCGAAAAUUAUCACUUCCACUGACAAAUUCCCAGUUGCCUUGCCGCUAAUUGCAGCGGCCACUCUUCAAUCCGUUCUUGAAUUUUCAAAAUUCGAAACAAGAUAAUCCCCAAAAAAAAGCCCUAUUUCUCCAAUUGUAGAAAUUUCUGUUUUGGGGCUUUGAUUUCUCCAAUGGCGUCCGGCGUUUUAUCGAGAGUCCUCUUUGCCCGACGCAGUCUUCAGUUUUUGUCGCCAUCUUCAUCUUCGUUGCUAUUUCAACAAUCUCGAUUCUUUUCUUCAGUCUUCGGUAAAAUCCCGUUUCGACCAUGGCCCGUUUCCUCUCAUUUGGUGAGUAAAAAUCCGGGAUCCGUUUCGUGCAACAUGUCAUCUUCAGCAGUUGCAUCGCAAGAUUCGUUCUCCGUUCAAUCCCUGUCAGCAAAUGAGCCUGUCGUUUCAGUCGAUUGGCUCCAUGCCAAUCUUCGAGAGCCCGAUGUGAAGGUGCUUGAUGCAUCUUGGUACAUGCCAGACGAAAAGAGGAAUCCACUUCAAGAAUAUCAGGUUGCACAUAUUCCAGGUGCUCUUUUCUUUGAUGUUGAUGGUGUAUCAGAUCGAACUACUAAUUUGCCACACAUGUUGCCAUCCGAAGAAGCGUUUGCUGCAGCUGUUUCUGCACUCGGCAUAGAGAAUAAAGACGGGCUAGUUGUUUACGAUGGGAAGGGAAUUUUCAGUGCUGCUCGUGUUUGGUGGAUGUUUCGAGUAUUCGGGCACCAGAGGAUUUGGGUUUUGGACGGAGGCCUACCUAGGUGGCGCGCCUCAGGAUUCGAUGUUGAAUCGAGCGCGUCGAGUGACGCUAUCUUGAAAGCUAGUGCUGCCAGCGAGGCGAUCGAGAAAGUUUACAAAGGGCAACGGGUUGGGCCGAUUACAUUCGAAACCUAUUUUCAGCCACAUCUUGUCUGGUCACUUGAACAGGUUCGAAAAAACAUUGACGAGCAAACACAUCAGCACGUAGAUGCUCGCUCGAAAGCUAGAUUUGACGGAGUUGCACCGGAGCCUCGAAAGGGAAUAAGAAGUGGCAGUGUUCCUGGAAGCAAGUGUAUCCCCUUUCCCCAGAUGUUGGAUGGAUCACAGACACUCUUACCUGCAGAUGAGCUCAAGAAGAAAUUCGAACAAGAGGGAAUCUCGUUAGACACCCCUGUCGUAACUUCGUGUGGUACCGGUGUAACUGCUUGCAUUCUCGCAUUGGGUCUUCACCGAUUGGGGAAGACGAACGUUCCGGUAUAUGAUGGAUCUUGGACAGAAUGGGGAGCAAAUCCCGAUACACCUGUCGCCUCUUCUAAAGAUUAGAUAUGUGAUAAGCUUGGAUGAAUGUUCGUUUGGUUUGAAUGGAUGAGAGACGAGGAAGAGUGGACGAGCGGUGGAAGAGCCGCUAGUGGUGGUGGUGCCGGAAAAGUGUAUUGGGAUUAGUGGAGUUGUAUUCCAGCUGCUUAAACUGGGAGAUUUGCACUUUUUUUUUCUUCUCUUAAUUGUUUGUAUUAAAUAAAUAAUUUGGAUUGAAUGCAAUACUUUCUCAAAUGACAUAGAGUAUUGUGCCUUAAAUUGAUUAAAACAAUUGGUUUAUAUAUUAGUGUUAAUAGU
Erythranthe guttata (spotted monkey flower) is the source of this 1679-nucleotide messenger RNA. RefSeq names its product thiosulfate/3-mercaptopyruvate sulfurtransferase 2. NCBI's taxonomy places the organism in Eukaryota, Viridiplantae, Streptophyta, Magnoliopsida, Lamiales, Phrymaceae. Gene Ontology annotation, molecular function: thiosulfate-cyanide sulfurtransferase activity. The record is from RefSeq and is a predicted model, not a curated record. Gene Ontology annotation, cellular component: mitochondrion.